AUGUCGUCGGCUCGGUUCCUGAACCUCCCUGCGCGCUCCGGCUACGCGGUGCGCUCCAAGUACAAUGGCGCUGGGCCCGGUGCCCCCGCGGCGCCGGGCUCCGGAGGCUGCUGCCGCCCUCGCCGCGCCCACCCUUCCUCCUCCCUGCGGUGCCACUCCGCCGGCGUCGUCGCGAGAGCCGCCGACCCCGGUGACGGCGAGGCGGUGACGGCGGCGUCAACCGGCGGCGGCGCGGACGGCAGGACGCUCGGUGAGAUCAAAAUCGUGCUGUUGCAGUCCCUGCAAGGUUUGCCCACUGGCUGCAACGAGUAGAGAUUUCUUCCUUGAGCCCACAGAGAGAAUAGGGAGUAGAGAGUAGAGAGAGGGAGGAAGAAGGCCAGUGAGAGUGAGCUGUCUGUGUUUGCUGCCAGGCAUCGACAGGGGCAUCUUUGGGCUGCCGUCGCAGAGAAGAAGCGAGAUCGAGGGCUUCGUCCGGCUGCUUGAGUCCCUCAACCCCACGCCCGCCCCCACCGGCCGGCUCGACCAGGUGGACGGAUGCUGGAAGCUCCUGUACAGCACCAUCACCAUCCUCGGUACCAAGCGGACGAAGCUCGGCCUCCGGGACUUUAUCUCCCUCGGCGACUUCUUCCAGAGAAUCGACGUCGCCCAAGUGCCCUCUCUCUCUCUCUCUCUCUCUCUCUCUCUCUCUCUAGUCUCUCUCUGAUGGGGGUGAUGUACAGGGGAAGGCCAUCAACGAGAUCAGUUUCAGCGCCAGGGGAUUCAAGACGCUCUCCGGGCAGCUGACAAUCGUGGCCUCCUUCGAUAUCGCAUCCGAAACAGUGGGUACCAAUCUCUCUCCUCGUUGUUAUUCUUUCUCCCCGGGGAGUGUCUAAUGCUCGACCUGGUUGACUGCGCAGAGAGUCAACAUCAGGUUCGAGCAGUCAGAUAUAGUGCCGGCGCAGCUGAUGAAUCUCUUCCAGAAGAACUACGACCUCCUGCUCGCCAUCUUCAACCCGGAGGGCUGGCUGGAGAUCACGUAUCCAUUUGACUUAUGGAUUCCUCCCCCGGUCAACUCUGACUUUUUUCGUCUUUCCCCUUCCGCCGAAGUCUUGAUCCUUGCCUUGGACUCUGCAGAUACCUCGACGAGUCGAUCCGCAUUGGGAGGGACGACAAGGGCAACGUUUUCAUUCUGGAAAGGGCCACAGACGAGAAAGCCAGUCAGUCUCCGGAGCCAUUCACCUUCUUGGGAUCCCGGUAG
Spirodela intermedia is the source of this 1237-nucleotide messenger RNA. Lineage: Eukaryota; Viridiplantae; Streptophyta; Magnoliopsida; Alismatales; Araceae. The record is from the annotation of a GenBank genome assembly.